AUGGACGAUUCAGUCAGAUCACUUAUCAGGUUUGUUAGCAGAGGAUUUUACAGUACUCCCUAUGUAUUAAUUCUUGAUGCAGUCCUUCGUCAUUCAGUAUUAUCAGAAGAUGAUUUAAUUCACUUAUUGGGAAUCAAGAGAAAAGAACUACGUUCGCUUUGUAAUCGAUUAGUCGAGGACAGGUUGCUAACCAAUCAUAUUCAAAGAGAAGACAAUGGCCAACAGAAAUAUGUUACUCGUACAUAUUUUUUCAUUCAUAUAACCGAAGCCAUUGAUUCCAUCAAGUGGAAAGUUCAUUCGAUUGUCAAUGUAUUAAAACAGGAAAUGUCAAGCUUUGGUAAUCCACAGGGUUAUGUGUGUCCAAGAUGUGGCAACAAAGUAAGUCAAUUGGAUGCGAUAUCUAUGUUGAGCGAAGAUAAAACUGAAUUCAUAUGUGAUGUGUGUCAAGGAGUUUUAAUUGAAGACGAUUCUUCACAACAAGCAACUUUAAAACAAGAAAGACUUGAAAAGUUAAUGAAACAACUUGAUCCCAUCAUUAAAUUUUUGAAGAUUAUAGACGAAACUCAAAUACGAGACAACGAUUUCGAAUCAGCUUUAUUACAAGCUAUCCCAGCACAAUCAGCAGCAACGGCGUCAUACACAUUAUCUAAUCGUGUUAGUUCGAAAUCAAGAUCUAAUGCUCAAGCAAUGCAAAAUGCCGCAGCCAGAUCACAAGCCACUUUGCAUGUCUCCAUCACAGCUAACGAUGAAAACUAUGAACGAGAACAGAUGGAAAAGGAAAACAGAAGACAAAAAUUGGAACAAAAUGCAUUGCCUUCCUGGCACUCAAACAGUACUGUUGGUCAAUCCAAUACUUUUGGUAAACUUGAAGACGAUGAAGACGAUCACAUGGGCACUCCAUCAUCUAUCAAGGAAGAAGGAGAACAAGAAGAAACAAAUACUGAUAGUAAAGAAAUAUAUGGCAGCGACAGCAAGGAAGAAACUACUGAGCAAUCCUCAGUUAUGGCUACACCUGAACCUCGGAAUACAGUCAACAAUGCUUCCAGACUUAAUAACGUAUCUGCAGAAUUGAAAGAGAGAGAGGCACAGGAUGCAUUAGCAGCAUAUUAUGCACAAUUGGCUGAACAGGACGCAGAUGAAGAUGACGACGAUGACGAUGAUGAAGAAUUUGAUGAUAUAAUUUAA
Messenger RNA from Candida dubliniensis CD36, 1185 nucleotides. RefSeq names its product transcription factor TFIIE subunit (gene TFA1). Gene Ontology annotation, biological process: transcription open complex formation at RNA polymerase II promoter; transcription initiation at RNA polymerase II promoter. The coding region runs from base 1 to 1185 and encodes 394 amino acids. Gene Ontology annotation, cellular component: transcription factor TFIIE complex. The record is from RefSeq and is a predicted model, not a curated record. Lineage: Eukaryota; Fungi; Ascomycota; Pichiomycetes; Serinales; Debaryomycetaceae. The transcript has a single exon.